Talaromyces stipitatus ATCC 10500 is the source of this 950-nucleotide messenger RNA. RefSeq lists its product as uncharacterized. The coding region runs from base 525 to 950 and encodes 141 amino acids. NCBI's taxonomy places the organism in Eukaryota, Fungi, Ascomycota, Eurotiomycetes, Eurotiales, Trichocomaceae. The transcript has 2 exons. The record is from RefSeq and is a predicted model, not a curated record.
CCAAGCGGAGCAAGUCGCCUUCGGAGCAGAUGCGGAUUUAGGGAUCUUAAAAGCUCAAGGAAUGAAGGAAUGCUGCCUCGCAUCAUCCGCCCCCCAGAGCCAGGCCUCUUUUCUGAAGGAGCUUGAACGGAUUGACGGCGGAUGUGAUGAGAAAGUCAGCUGCCAAGCCUUGAGGCUGGUCUGGAAUGGCCGCGCUGCAGAUUGUAACACAUAUAGACUGUUUGUGGACUGACAGAUGAUGGCGAGUUAAUGGACGCGAUUGAUUGCAGGCAUGACGAAUCUAGAUCCGUGAAAGCGCACAACAGCCGCAGAAAGGCUGGUUCAUCCGUGGUUUUUGAACAACUUCCACGCCGGAAAUGGGGCUCUUCGGAUGAAGUGGGGGAUCGCGUAAGACGGCUAUAGAAAGUGGCCCUCCUUAAUAAGCGGAUAUAGUAUGAACUGAGAGGCCUGGAAGUGUAGAGUCCAUCAUUGUUGAUAUCCUGUUCAUGUCAUCCGAGAACAACGUCAUGCAUUAGACAUCAGCCAUGACUGCGAUUGAUGGACAGGAUGGAUGGAUGAAAUCCAGGCAAAAGACUCUUCCGAUCGUAUCAUACACGUUUCGGAUCGGGCUCGGGGCCGAAACUUCCCCCACAUGCUAUCCGUUAUCGAUAGGACUGUCCCAGACUCGCUUGGUUAAGGCGAGUAGAGAAGAUCUCUACCUUGAUUUUACCGUCGUUCUCUCUCAAUAUCGCCGUACAUUGUCUCAAUACAACAUCAUGGCAGUCACAAUCGCAUCUUCGGGGCUCCGCAGUUCAGUGCGCCAUUUCUCAGCCCACCGUCCACGACCCGAUACUCGCACAUCCCGCUUUGUGGCCUCGUCGUGUCUGGUCUCUAUGGUCGUUCUGCCUUUUGUUCCUCCAGCAUUAGAAAGUUCACGAGAGCGCAAUACCGGCUACCCUCAUUCCAAGUGA